Messenger RNA from Trichoderma asperellum CBS 433.97, 5346 nucleotides. RefSeq lists its product as uncharacterized. Lineage: Eukaryota; Fungi; Ascomycota; Sordariomycetes; Hypocreales; Hypocreaceae. The record is from RefSeq and is a predicted model, not a curated record.
AUGGCGAUGGAUUAUUCGAGCCUCCGGGCAGCCGCUCUGCGAGACGGCGAAGACGAAGAGGCUGUUACCGUCGAUACCCGCGCUCUGAUCGACAAAGUACUGGCUCGAUAUUCGGGAGAGUGGACAACUCUGCGAGAGCUCAUACAGAACGCCGCCGAUGCGCAAGCCACGACUGUCUCGAUCAAGUGGGAGACGCAUCCGUCGACAAGCGUUCCUCUUCCCAGCAAUGCGAACCGAUCCGAGUUGCUGAAGCACACGAUAGCCAACCAUACGCUGCGGCGACUGGUUGUCCAGAACGAUGGCCAGCCUUUCACAAAGACUGACUGGGGGCGCCUCAAGAGAAUCGCCGAAGGAAACCCCGACGAAACCAAGAUUGGAGCGUUUGGCGUUGGCUUCUACAGCGUCUUUGCCGAUUGCGAGGAACCCUUUGUUAGCUCUGGAAGCGAGGCCAUGGCUUUCUACUGGAAGGGAAACUCUCUGUUUACAAAGAAGUCACAUCUGCCUGAAGAUAAAUCAUCGCCCUAUACUGCGUUUGUGCUAGACUAUAGAAAUACGACGACUCCCAUGCCGAAUCUGCUGUCUAUAAGCCAGUUUCUGGCCACGAGUCUGACGUUCGUUGCGUUGGAGAAGAUGGAGUUUUGGAUAGACGAUCAUCUGAUUUUGUCUCUUCACAAGAAGACAUCGCCAAGUGUUGACCUGACCUUGCCUCGUGACCUAGAAUCUCGGACAAAGGACAACAUCAUGAAAGUAGCAAGUGUAGGUCGUACAAGCACUCAGAUUGACGCAUCUUUCAUGAAUGCGGUUGGAUGGAAGCCGCAAGCAGCAGCAUCUACGACGAAAUCCUCAGACUCGUAUGGUUCAAACGAUGCGCCCUCACUCAAGUCCUUCUUUGCCAGAUUCACCGCAACUGCAUCAAAUAGCAGUCUCCUGAAGACUAAGCAGCAGGCAGAAGAGAGCCAGGCACAGACAAAGAUUACCGAAGAUGUUACCAAAUUGAACACCGCCACAAUAUUCCUUAGAGCUACCACUGCCAGUAUCAAGACUCACGUAUCCUCUUCUUUUUCGGCUGAGCUUGAGCGUGCUACCAAGAAGCCUCCUCCAAAAACUACAAAGAUAUCUAUUCUCACCACGUCAUAUGACGAGGCUGAAGCUUCCAAUAGCUCAUCGACUGAAAGCGGCGCUUUUGCCAAAGCAAUAGACGUAUUUGCUUCUGUGCUUCCAAGCAAAAAGCCGGGCGGCCGUAUCUUUAUCGGCUUCCCUACCAUGCAGACUACAGGCGCCGGCAUGCAUAUUUCCGCUCCCUCUGUAAUCCCCACUGUGGAGAGAGAGGCCAUCGACUUGAAUGCUCGCUGGGUUAGGACGUGGAAUGUUGAACUACUUCGAGCCGCAGGUAUCAUAGCGAGAAUAGCCUUUGCCAACGAGAUGGACGACCUUGAUCGCAGGAUCCGACAAUCAUCUGAAGCUGGCAAGAAGAUAUCUGCCGAGAUUGUUGACAAAUUCAUGCCCGAGGCGCUUCAUACCCUGAAGACAUUUACCUUUGUUGACUCUACGCCGAGCAGCCAGGUCGGCCAGAUUAUCGAAGAGGCUUUCUGGACCUGCUUUAAGAAGGCUUCUAUCGAAGUGUACUCAAGCAGGGGUGUAUUGCAAACAUCACAAGUUCGGCUGGGCUCAGAAGAGUUGAGUUCAUUCGUGGAUAGCAUUCCAAUUGUGCCUCAAGAGAUGAAGAACGCGCCAUUUGUAAAGAAACUCAUCGACUUUGGCCUCAUUUCCCACAUAACUGUAACAGAUGUUAAACAGGAGUUGGAAGCCAAAGCUCUUACAAAAUCCCAAGCCAUCAACUUCAUUAAAUGGGCGGGAAAGAAGAGCUUAACCGGCGAGAUUGACCCGGGAAGCAGAGCCGCUCUUAUGGACGUCGCUGUUGCCACUCUCAGCGAUGAAAACGACCAGGGUGAAAUCGUGGCCCUGGGCAGCAUAAGCAACUAUCUCAGUCUCGCAAAGAUUCCUGCAGGUAUGCCUGUCCCUCCAACUACAGUGCCAUUCGCUCUCAUUGUGAAUAUCAGUGCUUCUGAGUUGGAAGCUCUUGGGUGGGAACCGCUGGAGAUUGUACCAUGGCUACGUUUCCUCAUCGAAACUACGAACUCUAGGCCUGAGGAGGAGAGCGUCACUAGGUCGUCCAAAUUUGCCGUUUCUGUUCUCACUGUUCUAUCCAAAAACUGGGAGAAUAUGACUAUGAUUAGUAGGGGGACUGUGCUAAGCCUUAUCCAACCAACCCCAAUGAUACCGACCAAGCUGGGUAUGAAGAAACCAACGGAAUCAUUCUUCGCGUCUGUGAAGCUUUUUGACGAUUUACCGGUCAUCCAAGGCUGCGAGAAGGUAAAAGAGAAAUUCCUGGCUGCCAUUGGUGUACGAAAGACAGUUGACUUGGAGACCAUUUUCACUCGUCUGCUCAAUGCCUCGGGAGAGGAUGGCCAAAAGAAAUGGAGCCAUAUGGAGCUUAUCAAGUACCUUGCCUCUGUCCAGAAUGAUAUUCCUUCGGACGAUCUUAAGAAAUUGAAAGAAUCCAGGAUCUGUCCUGCUGAGGCAGGACCCAAGGGUAUGGAGCCUACAAAGGCCACGACGAAGCUGUACAAGGUCUCAGAACUGUUUGAGCCCAAAGACUCUCUUCGAUCCCUCCAACUGCCCAUCAUUCAGUGGCCCGGGCCUCCUGGCAGCUUUCGUCCAAGCAGCCCCGAGGCUCGCUUUCUGGCUGUCCUUGGCUUGCGGACUUUCCCCUCAGUUCCUGAGCUGGUGGACAUGAUGUCAUCGAGCGAUCAGGCCUUGAGAACUUCGGCUAUGACCUACUUUAUUGCUAAUCAUCAUACGAAUCGAUAUGCUGCUUUUGAUCUCAGCGACUGCCGCAAACCCAUUCUACCGCUCCAAGGAAGUACAAAGUUGGUUACGCCAGCCGCAUGCUUUACGAAUGAGAGAGCGUCGGUACUUGGAUUUGAGAUCCUGAGCCGAGAUCUCCAUGAUCAUGCCAACAAAUUCGGCGUUGCUCGAGACCCCCCUAUGGUUGAGUGCGUGAACCGUCUGUUGGCUAACCCCCCAAAGAACUAUCAGUCCGCUGUGACUCUCUUUAGCUAUUUUGCCUCUCGAAUUAGCGAGCUUGGAGAAAGUAGCCUUGUCAAGCUCCGAACUGCUGCAAUUAUCCCUGUGAACCGGUCCACCGGAUCAGCAAAAUCUGGCUCAAACACGUCUUAUAUCAGCCCAUCGCGGGCAUAUUUGGGAACGUCUUCCACAUAUGGCGACAUUUUCGACUUUGUGGACUUUGGCCAAGAUGGGAAUGCAUUCUUGUUCAAAUGCGGCGCGAAGAGUGAACCAACUAAAGUGGAGGUUGCAUAUAUGACGUGCAACGAGCCGGCAAGGCUACUCAGCGUGUUACAGAGCCCUGAGAAGUAUUUGGAUCUGCUCAAAUCUUUAGCGGAGUCUGCUUCGACCUUACAGCGCGACAAGGAGCUUUGGCGGAAAAUGAAGAGCUGCUCGUGUCUUCUCGCUUACAAAGAACUCGUGGCACCGUCCAAGGGCGGUAGCAACGAUUUGGACGAAGAAGAAGCUCCGAUCAAGCAGUAUCAACUUGCCGCUGCUAACCAAAUUGUGGUUUUGGACGACAUUAUUAGCUACCGACUCUUCAAAGAGUAUUUGAUUUGUGCUCCUGAGGAGGACAUUCUCGAGACCUUUUAUCUCAAACUUGGUGCGACGAGGCUUAGUAGCAUAGUUCAAGAAGAUGUGCGCAUUGGGCCUCACACAGGACGACUGCCAAUGGCUGAGUCGCUUAAAAAGCAUGUUCUUGAAAGAUCCAAGAUUUUUUUGUACGAAUAUGCCAACUACCGCAGGGAUGCUAUCAAGCACGAUGCGAAGUGGCUCGAGAAGAAUCUUACAGUGGAAGUGGUUCGAUCAGUGGCGCUUCGGCGCAGCUUGCAAGGCCACAGGCAAACGCAUACCGAGAGGCGCUCUGCGGCUGCCACGUACACCAACCGAGCAUGGGUAUUGUAUGUGGCUGACGACGGAAAGCCGGACAUGUACCAGGUUGGUCAGGCUAUCUGUCAAAUGCUACUCGAUAGACCAAACCAGCAAGCGUAUCUAUUCUUCGAACCCUUCCUCACCCUCGAUCUUUACCAACUGAGGUCGCGUGGGUACAACGUUGACCGCAUCCUUCGAGCAAAGGCCGCCGAGGCAAGAAUCGCGGAAGAGGAAAGGCGCAAGGCGUUGGAAGAAGAACAGAGACAGAUUCGGGAAAGAGAGCAGAACUGGGCACAGCAAUCCCAGUCUGAUCGUUCCAAGAACCCGCAACUUCCACAGGCAGCCGAAGCUGCACGAGAGGCGCCUAAAUCCCCAGCGUCUUCGCCUUCCAUGCCGGGAGCAUGGGACUCUCCUGAAGAGAGUGCACAGGAUAAAACUGCCAAUAACAGAAAAAGCAGAGGCCUAUUUUCCAACCUUAGCCGUAGACUUGGAUUUGAUACCCAGGAUGACGAGAAGAACGACUCCCGAGGACAGGUGGAGCAGUUUAUGGGCAACAAUUCCAACACCAACGCGGGCCCAUCGUCGGGUGACGGGGCCGCUGGUAAUGGGGAUGGCCAAAAGGAUGAUGGCAAAGUCACGAACCCGGCCGUUGUGCAACAGAAUCUGCUAAACGCAGUCAAUGCAACCCGGGCGCACGGCUCCGACAGAGUCUUCUCAGAGCCUCAAGUCAACGAGGUCAAGGAACAGGCAACAUAUUGCGACAAGAAACCGGCUCAAAACAUCAACUUUGUGGCUGAGGCUUCCAAUGGCAUGAAAGUCUUUGUGGCCAAGGAUAUGAGUGCCAAUCCAGCAGCCUUUUUGUCGGCAAAUCUAGCAGCAAUCAACUCAUUUGCAUCGCUGCUUGUGGAAGUGGGCGCAGUUUACUCGUUGGCGCCAAAAGUGUUGCACAUAUUCUAUGAUGAGGCAGGCGGUACGAUUGCGUUCAAUACGGGUGGAAGCAUCUUUUGCAACCUGCGCUUCUUCCUCCAGCUGCACGCGGCACAGGUUGAUGUGCCAAACGGGGCUGGUAAAGCCGAGGCAGGGACUUGGUGGUGGGUUGUGAUGGCCCACGAGUUGGCUCACAACUUGGUUUCGACUCACAACUCUGAUCACAGUUAUUACACUGAAUCGUUUAUCCAGCAGUAUAUGGGCAAGAUGAUGGCAAAGACUGCCCAGUGGACUCAGGGCGGUGCGUCCCGGUCAGCUGAGCUCCCUUCUCGACCUGCGCCAGAGAGGCAAUCGGUUCCUUCAGAACCGCCGCCUUCGUAUAGAGAAGCGCGGAAUGCAGCCGACUACAUGUUUGGCUAA